AUGAGUUUCACAAGCAACGUAGAACCAAAUACCAGGAUGGGUGGGUCAGCUUUCUUAGUUCUGCUUAGCAUCUUACUCUUCUCGACGUCGGAGGGCAAGCCGAACCGGCGUUUGAGUAGCUUCCCCGAAGACUUUGAGUUCGGAACAGCGACGUCCGCUUACCAAGCGGAGGGCGCUUGGAACGUAGAUGGUAAAGGUCUCUCGAUGUGGGACCAUCUUGUGCGCACAACGCCUGAAUCGAUAUUCGACAACACGACCGGCGAUGUCACGGCCAACUCCUACUACCUGUACAGACGGGACAUCGAGAUGCUGAAAGAGCUCGGCGUCGUUAACUACAGGAUGUCCAUCUCCUGGACGAGGAUCCUGCCGAACGGCGACACCAGCUACGUGAACCCGCUCGGCGUGGCCCAUUACAACGCGGUAAUCGACGAGCUGCUCGCGAACGGUAUCACGCCGUUCGUCACCAUCUACCACUGGGAUCUGCCGCAGAGCCUGAGCGAGAGGGGUGGCUGGCUGAACGAGAGCGUUGUCGAAUGGAUGGCCGACUACGCCCGGAUCCUGUAUGAGAACUUCGGCGACAGGGUGAAGAAAUGGUUCACCGUCAACGAGCCGUACGUCCACUGCUACUUGGGGUACGGUUCGGCGUUGCACGCGCCGCAGAUAGAAUCUCCGGGCUUGGGCUAUUACGAGUGCGCGAGGAACAUGCUGUUGGCACACGCGAGGGCGUACCGCUUAUACGACGAAGAGUUCAGGGCGUCGCAGGGCGGCGAAGUGGGCAUCGUGCUGAGCAUGGACUGGCCUAUAGCGGAGAGCGACACGGAGGAAAACAACAGCGCCGUCAAGGACUACAUCGCGUUUGGCCUCGGCCACUACAUGGACCCCAUAUUCUCAGAGAGUGGUAACUAUCCGCAGAGGGUGAUAGACCGCGUGGCGGCCGUCAGCAAAGAGCAAGGUUACAGUGCUUCUAGACUCCGUCCACUAACUGAUGAGGAAGUAGACUACCUUAAAGGCUCGGCCGAUUUCCUAGGACUUAACCACUACACUAGCAAGAUCAUUUACCGGAACGAGUCUUUAGUGAUGCGAAAUGAGCCGUCGGUGCUUGAUGAUGCUUAUUAUGGAGAAUAUUAUGACCCGUCUUGGCCGCUCCCCGGUGGAUAUAUUUACGAAUACGCUCCCGGCUUCUACAGUCUCCUCAUGCACGUGAAGGCCGCCUACAACAAUCCGAAGGUUUACGUUACGGAGAAUGGGUGUUCUGUCACCCAGACGGGUCUAGUGGACGACGUGAAGGUGCGCUACUACAGGAACUACCUGAGUGCUCUGCUCGAAGCGAUAGAGGGAGGUGCCAAUAUAAAGGGAUACUUCGCUUGGAGUUUGAUGGAUACCUUCGAGUGGAACUUCGGCAAUACGCUAAAAUUCGGCCUGUACGAGACGGACAUGGAGGACCCGGACAGGAGAAGGGUGGCGAGGAAAUCGGCACUCGUGUACAAAGAGAUUGCGAGGAGCAAGGUCAUCGACUUCGAUUACGACGUCGACCCUCACACGUGGUUAAACAGCAGUUUAGUU
Molecule: messenger RNA, 1563 nt
Organism: Iphiclides podalirius (scarce swallowtail)
Lineage: Eukaryota; Metazoa; Arthropoda; Insecta; Lepidoptera; Papilionidae
Source: the annotation of a GenBank genome assembly